CGGUGCGAUUUCAGACGUGUUUGAGUGAGAGAGAUAAUUACAUACGGCGCUGCAGAGAGACCUCCCGUCCUCUAGGGGGCAGUACUGAGUGUCACAGUCAGGGCGCUCAGAACAAAACCAAACCGACUCUCAAAUGGCGGCACGAAAACGAAGCAUAGUGUGGUCGUUUUUCCAAGCCGAGGAUGAGAAAAGAGUAUUAUGUCUCCUUUGUAUGAAAACGGUUUUAUAUUUCGGUCAUACGACCAAUAUGCUUCGCCAUUUACGAGCGAAACAUCCGAAUGAUUUCUCCGCUUUGGACAAGAGAAAAUCCACGUCGGGAAAAAGCGCAUCCAACCAUAAUAGCGGCUGUGUGGAAGUGACCGUCAUGAUGGAUGAGCAGCAAGUAGAAGUUCCGGCCGAGGUGGGAGACGCGGAGAUGGACGGGGCAAUCCGAGGAAUCCUGUGUGCAGCUGCAGGAGAAGCGGCUACAGAAGGAGAGACAUCUGGGUGCGAAGGCGAGGGCAGAGGGACUCAGGAGGGCAGCCCCGCCCCGACCCAAACCCCAACCUCACGCAAAUGGAGCGCGGUGUGGGUUCACUACCGCAAAGUGGACCAGGAGAAAAAGGCUUUGUGUUUACUGUGCAUGGAGAAGAUCCAGCACCAGAGCAGCACCAGCAACCUCAUUAGACACCUGCAGAACAAACAUCCUACAGAGUAUGCUCAGCUAGAGGAGCACUCACAGAAACGACCCCCCAAACGCAAAAAUGAGGAUCCUGAUUACGUCCCUGCAACUUCGCCCAAAACCCGUGCUGCACCAGCCAACCGUAUAGUCCCGUCUCAGCUUAGCAGCAGUCUCACGGCAGUAGUCGACUGGAGCGAUGGGCGGAGGAUCCUGGAGCGCGAGCGGGAGUUGACGGAGGCAUUGAGGCGUGUGCAGCAGGAAGAAGGGCGAAGUUUGCAGCAGCAGAGGGAUUUAAUGCAGCAGAUCCGAGAGCUGGAUGCAGAACGGCGAGUGCUUCAGAACCAGAAACGUGAGCAGGAGGACGAACAUCACAGACUGAAGAGGGAAAAGGAGGAGCUGGAAACCAUCAGGAUGGAGCUCCAGAAAGAAAAGGAAGAACUCCAUAAGGAGAGGGAGGAGCUGUUUAAGGCCAAGGAGGAGUUUCGUAAAGAGAGGGAGGAGCUGGAGAGGCAAAGACAGGAAAUUCAUAGAGAGGGACACAUACAGGGCCAAGUGUCUGAGUUUUACAACUGUUGAUUUGUCUUAAUGCUUCACUGUUCUAGCAAGUUCUUUCCAGUUCUUUGUAAUUUUUAAAAUGUUUAGUGAACGUAGCUGACAGGUUUAAUUACUUUGCCUUUCCCCCCACUGGAUGUACUCUAUGUUGUGACAGGAUGAUGUUGAGGGAGGACAUUUUCCUGUAAAAAGAUGCUUUUCACUGUAAUUUUUAACAUUGUACGUUCUGCAGAACUCAAUACAGCAUUCACUCACACUCCUGUCACAAGCCGUACUUUUCUAAUCGCCUCAGUGUCCCACGUUACCAUCUGAAACCUGACGGCAGCCUGUCCACCCUGCUGUACAAAGUAUUGGCAUCCCUUAUCCAUCGGUGGACCAGGACCCCUGAGCAGAAGAUAUGACACAGCAGUGUUACUGAAUUUUUUUAUUAUUUUUUUUUUGUACUGAACCAUUUGAUUGUCAAUGAUCUGAGCUUCCUUUACCUUUCCAUAACACCACCUUUCAGCAAGACCCCUAUAUUCAUGUUGUAGUCAGCUAAACCUAAAAUGAUAUAUAUAACUAGAAAGAGCUGAAUUAAAUCGUGACUGGUAUUUCCUGAAUAUUGUUACACCUGAAUAUAGAGCCACCUAGGCUUUUUUUGUGUAAUUGUCCCAAAGUUUUUUUUUGUUUUUUUUUUAUAUAUCUUACUUUUGUUCAUUUUAUAAAUGAAAUAUAAAGCAAGGUUUUUAUAAGUUGACUGACGUACAGGAUCACCUGACGUAGGACAAAUGUUUCUUGUUCGUUAUGUGCAUUCAUAUUUUAUGCGUAACAUACAACUGUUAAAAUACAAUUGUAUUUUUGGAAAGCAAAAGAAGUGAGUUAUAAUUAUUAUUAUGAGAAAAAAAAAAAUCAGCUUGCCCCUGGAACUAUGAAACUAUAAGUCGUUUUCCUACAAAGCUAAACUCCGUGCAUGUUGAGUUUCGCCUCCAUUCCUGAUUAAAUAAAAAAAAUUUCAACAACA
Tachysurus vachellii is the source of this 2213-nucleotide messenger RNA. Its product is annotated as trichohyalin. The coding region runs from base 134 to 1237 and encodes 367 amino acids. Gene Ontology annotation, molecular function: DNA binding. The record is from RefSeq and is a predicted model, not a curated record. NCBI's taxonomy places the organism in Eukaryota, Metazoa, Chordata, Actinopteri, Siluriformes, Bagridae. The transcript has 3 exons.